UCUUAAGGCAGUCAAACUCGAACCAGCCCACUUCUUUCCCACCCCUUCAUCCAUUCCUGCUGACUAUUGGCAGUAAGACUCCUCCCGGCUUCCUCCAGUCCAUUCAGUCAAUCAGCUGCAAGAAACCCAGCUCUGCUGCACAUUGGAAAUUAAUGCUCUUUCCACAUCAAGGGUUCGCCGUAUAUGGCAACGCAGAAUUAUUUGUGCAACUGGUAUUUAUCCUACCCGCUAAUCUAUAAGUGAAGGAACUGAACCACUCUCUGGAGUAUUUGCCUCAGCCUUGAUCUUGCCGAUUUUAGUGGGGGGAAGUUGGCAUUCGUUUUCUGCAGUUCGUGGCAGCUGCCAGUUCGCUCCAGCAAUCCUACCAUCGACUCGACCAGACUUAUUCAGUGAGGGCUGAGUGCGGAAAGCUCCCUUCUUGCGGAUAGCGAAGAUGCUGUGGGGAGCAGUCUUCAUCGUGGGCUUGGCUUUGUGCAGAGGACUACCGCUUAACAGCGGACUGCACAACAUCACCGGCAAAAAUGUCAAACCGAUGCCAACCGUUUGGGAAGAACCGAAGCGUGAAGCUGAAGCCAGGACAACCGAAUCACAGAAAGAGGACAGCAUCCUCCCAGAGUUGCUACGGGACUAUGACAAAGUGAAAGCCGUGUCUGAGGGCUCGGAUUGUCGCUGUAAGUGUGUGCUCACACCCUUGGGCCGGGACGCCUGCCACCGGAUUCGGGAAGGCACCGCCAAGCCAGACGACUCGUACACGGUGGAAACUAUCAGCUCGGGACCGCACUGUAAAUGUACCUGCCUCGCCCCACCCUCGGCUCUCGACUCCUGCGCUGGCCAAAUCAGAUUGCAGAAGUUCCAGGAAGCGGAAAGCAACAGUUUCAAGCUCUCCUCUGCAAUGGAACUGUUGGAAGGUGCCAUCUUUGGAUUAGACCUCAUAAAGUUACAUUCCAUUACAACCAAACUCAUCAAGCGCAUUGAAAAAUUGGAAGAG
Molecule: messenger RNA, 988 nt
Organism: Rhincodon typus (whale shark)
Lineage: Eukaryota; Metazoa; Chordata; Chondrichthyes; Orectolobiformes; Rhincodontidae
Product: olfactomedin-like protein 2B
Exons: 3
Source: RefSeq, a predicted model, not a curated record